AUGACGUCCUUUCAACCUCUCGGCGCGCUGAGGUCGUUGUCGAAUGAUAGUGAAAAAUUUGGAAAGUCAAAACACAAGGUUGUCAAGCCUAUACUCAAAAAGCUGUCGCAUUCGGAAAAGAACUCGAUAGACCUGGAUCGAGGAUGGGACGAGCAGGAGGUGCCAUAUCGGAGCGAUCCAUGGGGAGCAGGUGACUACGAGGCGGGAGGAAGAACGUCCAAGGACAUAAGUUUUGGCUACUCUGAGGCAUCAGUGGUUGGUGUGAGCGGCGGACGACGCAGCUAUCACCACUCGCGGUCCAUCAGCGGCAACAGUUAUGUUUCGGUUGCGACGUCGGGCAGCGGGAGCGCCCUGGGACUUGGAAUUGGCUCUCGCACUGGCACGACGUUUGUGCACCCAUUCCAGCAGACGCCGCGCACUGCGACCCCUCCUCUGUCGUACGCAAACUCGCUGGUCUCGUUUUCUGCCGACCGUGACUGCUCGCCAACGAUUACAGAGGACGAUGACAGCUACAGCGUCAACAAUCAACCCGCCGCCAGCAAUAUUAGCUUGCGCAACCAGAAAAACAGCACCAGCAAUAGUACUGCUGCUACCCCUACCACCACUACUACUACCACCACCACUGGUAGCAGCAGCAACAACGACAGCACCAGCAAAAGCAAAUCGAGGAGUAGCACAAACAGCAAUGGCAGCUACCAAUCUGCCACCCACCAACAAUCUCGCCCCUCUCUGACAAACCCAAGCACUCAAUCACAACCAAGCCUCAGCGACUCCAGCGCCCGCCCCAGCCGACCAUCGCUGCACAGUCAGCGAACCUCCUCCUACACCGAUACGCCCAAGUCGCAAACGUCACUGCGCAUCAGUACGGGCAUACGAUCCGCAUCGACAACACCGGCACAAUCCUCGCGCCUCGCCAAUGUAUCCAGCCGCUCCGACCUCCAAUCGUAUCUUGCAGAGGAGUCUUCGAGCUCUUCGACAACACGCGCGCCAACCCUCCGUUCCGUUGCAUCCCCGACCAGCCCGAUAGCCUCCAUGUCGCCCUUUUCGAGAACCUCGCUGGACGGCUUCCCUCGCCUGCGGGCCAAGUCCGACCUCGACACAGCAACUCGGGCAGAUCACGUCCGCGAGGCACGCAAGAAGAUACAGGCCAAGCAAAUGGCCAAGGAGGAAAAGUACGCACGCCAGGAGAUUAAGCAGCGAGAGCGUGCCGAUAACAAGCGUGCUCAAGAAGCAGAGAAGCGAGCAGCUGCUCUCCAAAAGGAGAGAGAGGCGGCCAAGCGGCAAGAGGAGAUUGCUGCGCUGGCAGAGGCCAUGCCGCAAAAGACCAAGCACAACAGAAAGAUUAGCAACAAUAGCAGCGGACGACCGAGUACGUCGCAAAGACGACAGACUUUUGAGUCGGAAAAGGGCACGCGCAAUAACUAUAGCGCUACCGAGACAAACAGUACAGCUGCUUUUGACGACGAGACUGGAAAUGCUCGCCACGUCUCAUUCCAGUCGACCAGACGCUCCAAUACCGCCAAGCGGAAAACCCACGGUGCCUGGACUGCUUUCAUUCUCUGGCUUAGAACCCGGCUUCUUCGCAUGAGCAACUAG
Pestalotiopsis fici W106-1 is the source of this 1596-nucleotide messenger RNA. RefSeq lists its product as uncharacterized. The transcript has a single exon. Lineage: Eukaryota; Fungi; Ascomycota; Sordariomycetes; Amphisphaeriales; Sporocadaceae. The coding region runs from base 1 to 1596 and encodes 531 amino acids. The record is from RefSeq and is a predicted model, not a curated record.